AGGCAUGAGGCUUUAGUAAAUUGUGUCAUCACACCUAAGCCAGUUUUCCUGCAGUGUUUCAGACCAGCAGACCACAGUUUAUACCAGCUAAAGUGACGAAGAUGAACCGGAGGAUGCUCUGUAUCACCCUCUUCAUUGCUGUACUGCCUUGCAUGGCUAAAGAGUUCUCCGCUCCAGUGAUAAAGCUGAACUCCUCUCCUCUGAAUGGAUCAGAGAUAGUCUGGGCAGCGAAGGAACCCUUGCGUCUGCUUUGUGAGGGACAGGAGGAGGUCAUGUGGAGGACACGAGUCGCCCGACUGCAGAAACACGUGUCCCGAAGCGUCCUCUCGGUCCCGGAGCCCGGCGCAGAGCACACGGGGACAUACCGCUGCAGUUACAAGAGUCACAGACACCUGUACUCAGAGAUACACAUAUAUGUGAAAGAUUCUGUCAAAGCCUUUACUAGCCCUCAAAACCCAGUGAUAGUUGAGAAAGAAGGCUCGAACCACUGGCUGGACUGCUUGGUGACGGACCCGGCGAGUACCGAGUUCUCCCUCAAGAUGGGCAACGGGUCGGACGUCGCGCCCAUGAUCAAUUAUACAGCGGAUCCCAAACGUGGCAUUCUGAUCCAAAACCUUCAGCCCAGCUACGACGGAGAUUAUGUGUGCGCUGUGAAGAUUAACGGAGUCCAAAUGCAGUCUGAUGUCUUCAGAAUCACUGUCCUAGAAAAAGCCCAACAGCCGCCGCUGCUGUCCCUUCCAGAUCAUCAGUAUGUGCGAAUCGUCGGUGAAACGCUGCGGAUCCCUUGUUACCUCGAAAACCAAGAUCAUUCGUUCAACAUCACCUGGAGAUCAUCAGAAAAGGUACUGAAUCAUGAAACAAAGAAAGACAAAAGGUGUGACAUUUGCUUCACUUCCCUUUUGACUCUUCAUGAAGUCAACAUGUCUGACUCGGGGAAUCUGACCUGCACCGGGCAGAAUAAAGCUGGACAAAGCAGCGUCACUGCAGUUCUUACAGUUGUAGAUAAACCUUACAUUAAACUUACUCCCAUCCUGUCCUCCGAACUCAAGGUGAAUGGAACGGAUAUUGAGGUGAUGCGAGGGGAUGUUGUAAAACUUGGUGUGCAAAUCGAAGCAUAUCCAGAAGUUAAAUGGACACGUUGGAAAACUCCCGAAUCGAAUCACACCCACGAGGAAACAUUUCUCAGGAUGCAUAAAAGUCACAGUAACUUGUCCACAAUCCUGCUGAGGAACGUUGGAGAGCAAGAGUACGGUCACUACAUCUUCACUGCCAGAAGUGCCCGUGUCAACGCCUCAAUAAUUUUUACAGUUCACGUCUACUAUAAACCCAAUACUGAAAUUAAGUGGGAGAAUGGGGGAAUUGCCGUUUGCGUGGCGAUUGGUUAUCCCGCACCGAGGAUUCAGUGGUUCCAGUGUGAAGAUGCCAGCACUAUGUGUAAAGACAACCAUACAUCCGCUGUGGAAUUAAUGUCCACCCAGUCCACUUUUGGGCACGCCAGAGAGCAUGGACCAGUGCGGGUGAAGAGUGUGUUACCAGUGACUAACGCAAACACUAAUGUAACCUUUGAGUGUGUGGCUACAAACGUGGCCGGAGAAGAUCGUGACAGAUUCACCUUUAAAAGUUCAUUUCCUGACAGGCCAUCCGUGUGGUCGACUUCAGUGUUGAUCACUGUUGUUCUCUCUGGAGCCUUCACUGUGAUCAUCUUAUGGAUGUUGAUCCUUUUCUACAAGCACAAAAAGGCACAUAAAUAUGAAAUCCAAUGGAAAAUCAUUGAAGUGAAUGAUGGGAACAAUUACACAUUCAUUGACCCCACUCAACUUCCAUACAACAAAAACCUGGAGUUUCCUCGAAAUAAGCUGAAGCUUGGACAAGUUCUUGGAGCAGGAGCUUUUGGGAAGGUGGUGCAAGCAACCGCUUUUGGGCUCGUCAAGGACCAAACCGUUACACGAGUGGCAGUGAAAAUGCUCAAGCCCAGUGCUCGCUUUGAAGAAAAAGAAGCACUCAUGUCUGAGCUGAAGAUCUUAAAUUACAUCGGGCCGCAUGAAAACAUCGUCAAUCUGCUGGGGGCGUGCACUCAGGAAGGACCGAUGCUGAUGAUCACCGAGUACUGCUGUCACGGGGACCUCCUCAACUUCUUACGUCAACGAGCAGAAACAUUUGCAAACACUUUUCUUGGUCUUCAAGGCUUCCCGGAGGAUUCAAACCUCUACAAGAAUGUGACCGUUCAAAAUAACCAUCCUGCAAGGAUCACUUGCUCAGAGAGCUACACCGACGCACAAUCAACACGGAUGUCCACAGACAUUUGUCAGGAAUCUUGCAAUGAAGGAGGGGAGGACGUGUGGUCAUUGGAUAGUAUUGAUUUGCUGAAGUUCUCCUAUCAAGUGGCACAGGGAAUGGAAUUCCUAGCCUCCAAAAAUUGUAUUCACAGAGACUUGGCUGCGCGGAACGUUCUUGUGUCUGACCGCAACAUUGUGAAGAUCUGUGAUUUUGGCCUUGCACGAGACAUCAUGAAUGACAUGAACUAUGUAGUAAAGGGAAAUGCCCGGCUGCCAGUCAAAUGGAUGUCGCCUGAAAGCAUUUUUGAAUGUCUUUACACAGUACAGAGUGAUGUCUGGUCAUAUGGCGUGCUUUUGUGGGAGAUCUUUUCCUUGGGUAUGAGUCCUUACCCUAAUGUUGUGAUUGAUGCACAAUUCUACAAGAUGAUUAAAGAUGGUUAUCACAUGCCACAACCAGACUUUGCCCCUCACGAAAUGUACACGAUGAUGAAAACGUGCUGGAGCCUGGAGCCAACUCAGCGUCCCACCUUUGCCAACAUCACAGAAUUUAUCGCAAAUUUGCUGCCAAAGCAAUCCAGCCAGCAGAACAAUGAAACCAUGUAUCCAGAGUUUCCGAGGCUCCCGAUGGCGUCGGCGUCCCAUGUCGGCAGAGACGAGGCCCAGCCUUUAAUGAGGAACAGUUUGACCUAACAAAUAUGCUUCAGUUUUUCAUGUCUGUGUUUAGUACUAGAGCUGACAAGACAAGUCCCAUUUCUAUUCACUGCAUGCUUUGUGUUUUGUUUUUACAUUUAUAACAACGUAAUAUCAUGCUAUAUGAUUUUUGUGAUUCGUUUAUAGCAGAUAAUUUAGUAUUUUACUUUUUGAAACACAUGGCAGCUAACACUUUAUCAAACAUCUUUUUAUAUAUUCCUUUUCAUAUUGUACAUUAACUUCAUCUGAAGGAUUAAGAGCACAGGUUGUAAGUCAUGAUUUCUUGAUUUAUACUUGGUCAUAUACAGUGGAUCUAAAAUAAUGUCUCUGUAAAAAAAUAAAUCAUAUCAGAACCACACUUCAGAAAAAAGCUUAAAAUAACCUAAAGUGUACACAAACUUUUGUAAUUGGAAAUGUGUCUGUGUUCAGAAAGACCUGAUCAUCAAGCUCAUGCUCACUUCUCUUCACAUUGUUACAUAUGUAUGUUUUUAUUCUUUUAUAUAAUGCAUUAAUUUUUGUAUAUGUAGUGUGUCAUGAGUAGGAUCAACCCGAUCACACUAAAUGCGUCUCUAUAGCACACACGCUGUGUGUUUGUCGUGCAAUUUAUACACGAAAAUGAUUUUUAACUUGUAUACGCAUGGGUUGGUUAGGGUAGGUUUAGUAGUGGUGUGGGGUGCAUGUGUAUUAUGCAUUUGUGCAGAAUUAAUGGUGGGUGUUGUGUGAGUAUCAAAUGCACACGAAAACUGCACAUAAAAACUAAUUUUCACGUAUAAAUUACAUAAUACACAAGACAAUAGAGACACAUUUAUGUCUUCAUUGGAAUGGAUGGCAUUAAUAGUGUAGUUUUUUCUUUGAUAUAAGUUAUUUUGUCUUUUUAUAUAUUGACUACUUUUGUGUUAUUGUGGGCCGUGGCGGGUCACCCUGAGGUUUAUACUCCCACUGGGCUUUCUUUUGUUACUGUGAAGCUCUCAACUUUACAUAUUAUUUCCCACAUCUAAAUAAAACAUUUAUCUGAGC
Pimephales promelas (fathead minnow) is the source of this 3983-nucleotide messenger RNA. It is a transcript of the gene csf1rb, whose product is annotated as colony stimulating factor 1 receptor, b. Gene Ontology annotation, cellular component: signaling receptor complex; plasma membrane; CSF1-CSF1R complex. Gene Ontology annotation, biological process: positive regulation of kinase activity; protein phosphorylation; cytokine-mediated signaling pathway. Gene Ontology annotation, molecular function: cytokine binding; macrophage colony-stimulating factor receptor activity; growth factor binding. The record is from RefSeq and is a predicted model, not a curated record. Lineage: Eukaryota; Metazoa; Chordata; Actinopteri; Cypriniformes; Leuciscidae.